Puccinia graminis f. sp. tritici CRL 75-36-700-3 is the source of this 3901-nucleotide messenger RNA. Its product is annotated as pre-mRNA-splicing factor RSE1. Lineage: Eukaryota; Fungi; Basidiomycota; Pucciniomycetes; Pucciniales; Pucciniaceae. The transcript is spliced from 14 exons. Gene Ontology annotation, cellular component: U2 snRNP; nucleus. The coding region runs from base 91 to 3732 and encodes 1213 amino acids. Gene Ontology annotation, molecular function: U2 snRNA binding; protein binding. The record is from RefSeq and is a predicted model, not a curated record. Gene Ontology annotation, biological process: mRNA splicing, via spliceosome.
CUCCAGCACCGCCCAACUAAUGGUAAUACCCCCCCAGACUCCAGACUCCAGUGCCCACCACGGCCCACUCGACCGUCUCUCUCCGCAACCAUGCAUCUCUACAACCUCACCAUCCUACCACCCUCAGCGAUCACCUGUGCGACUGUCGGCUCAUUCAGCGGGACGCGCCAGCAAGACAUCUGCGUCAGUCGAGGGGGCAGUCGGCUAGAGCUACUCAGGCCGGAUCCGACGACCGGCAAGCUGAGCUCGGUGGUCAGCACUGAAGUCUUCGGGACCAUCCGCGCACUCAGCUCGUUCAGACUCACCGGCGGGACCAAGGACUACAUCAUCCUCGCCUCCGACUCCGGCAGGAUCGUCGUCCUCGAAUUCGACCCCUCCUCAAACACCUUCAUCAAACUACAUCAGGAGACCUAUGGCAAAUCCGGCGCUAGGAGAGUCGUCCCCGGCCAAUAUCUGGCCACCGAUCCAAAGGGAAGAGCCGUCAUGAUCGCCGCUAUCGAGAAGAGCAAGCUGGUCUACAUCCUCAACCGAGACUCGGCUGCCAAUCUCACCAUCUCCUCUCCCCUCGAAGCCCACAAAUCUAACGCGAUCAUCCACCAUAUCGUCGGUGUCGACGUUGGCUUCGAAAACCCCCUCUUUGCGGCCCUGGAGGUGGACUAUGGGGAGGCCGAUCAAGACCCCACGGGAGAGGCUUUCAAUCUCGCCGAGAAGAUGUUAACCUAUUACGAACUAGAUCUAGGCCUAAACCAUGUAGUCAGGAAAUGGUCCGAGCCGACAGAGCCGCGGGCGAACAUGUUACUCCAAGUCCCGGGGGGGCAGAGCACCAGUCAUCCCGACAAGUUCGACGGGCCCUCCGGGGUCAUCGUCUGUUGCGAAGACCUGCUCAUCUACAAACACCAGAACGCCAAGGAACAUCGGGUGCCCAUACCUAAACGAGACUCCCCCUUCAGCGACCCGGCCCAGGGCGUCAUCAUCGUUGCUGCUGUCAUGCACAAGAUGAGAGGGGCGUUCUUUUUCCUCAUCCAAUCCGAGGAAGGCGACCUAUUCAAAGUGACGAUCGACCACGAGGACGAAGAAGUGCAGGCCCUGAAGAUCAAGUACUUCGACACCGUGCCCGUGGCAUCGAACCUGAGCAUCCUCAAGUCCGGCUUCUUAUUUGUGGCUGCCGAGACCGGAAACCAUGCAUUGUAUCAAUUUGAGAAGUUGGGAGAUGAUGAUGAAGAGACCGAGUUCUCGUCGGCGGAUUAUCCCGAGUUUGGGGCCAGUGGGGCGGCGCUACCGGGGGCGUUUUUCAAGCCACGGGGGCUGGAGAACCUCGUCCUUUCGGACGAGUUGGAGUCGCUAGCGCCGAUCACGGGAGCGAAGACGGGACAUCUUCUGAACAGCGACUCGGCGCAGACGGUGGCGAGUUGCGGGACGGGCUCGCGGAGCUCGUUGCGGAUGUUACGGCACGGCCUGGAGGUCUCUGAGAUCGUCACCUCGGAGCUGCCGGGGCCGCCGACGAAUGUCUGGACGACAAGGCUGGCGGAGACGGACGAGUUCGAUCGCUACAUCAUCCUCGGCUUCUUGAACGCCACCCUGGUCCUGGCCAUUGGUGAGACGAUCGUCGAGGUGGCGGAUACCGGCCUCCUCACUAACUCGCCCACGAUCGCCAUCCAACAGCUCGACAGCAACGGGCUCCUCCAGAUCCAUCCCACCGGAAUCCGGCACAUCCAUCUCGACGGCGCAAUCACCGAGUGGAAAGUCCCGCCCGGCCGCAAGAUCGUCGUCUCCACCUCCAACCGACGCCAAGUGGUGAUCGGCUUAAGUGGGGGAGAGCUGAUCUACUUCGAGCUCGACUUGGAUGGUCAACUCAACGAGUACCAAGAACAGAAAGAGAUGGGCGCAACAAUCACCAGUCUGUCGUUAUCUGAAGUCUCCAAGGGCAGACAACGCACUCCCUUCUUGGCCAUAGGACUCGAAAAUCUCACCGUACAAAUCAUCUCCCUCGACCCUAACUCGGUCCUCGAAACUAUCUCCCUCCAGGCCCUCACCGCCGUCCCCACUUCUAUCUGUAUCGCCGAACUCCUGGACUCCUCCAUCGAUAAAAAUAGCGAAACCCUUUUCGUUAAUAUCGGCCUUGCUAACGGCGUCCUUCUUCGCACCGUUCUGGACUCCGUCAACGGGCAACUAACCGAUACAAGAACCCGGUUUUUAGGGUCCAGACCGGUGAAGCUUCUGCGAGUGAAGGUGGACAACAAGACCAGUGUCAUUGGGCUUUCGUCGCGGACCUGGCUGAACUACACGUUCCAGAACCUGCUCCACUUCGAUCCACUGAUCUACGAUGCGAUCGACAACGUGCACAGCUUCAGUGCCGAGCUGUGUCCCGAAGGCUUGAUUGGGAUCGUCGGCAGCUCUCUCCGGAUUUUCACGAUCCCAAAGUUGGGCGUCAAAGUCAAGCAAGACGCCAUGCCGCUCGCUUAUACCCCAAGGAAGAUGUUGCUUGACCCGUCGAGCAAGCAUGUGAUCACGAUCGAGUCGGAGCAUCGUACGAUGGCUCCCGGCGUCAAAGCCGAACGGCUCGCGCUUCAUAAAGCGCAAGGACUACAGGUGGAUGAGUCGCUGCUCGAUCAAGACGCUUUCGGCGUUCCCAGAGCCGAGGCUGGCAAAUGGGCCUCAUGUAUUCGAAUCAGCGACCCUAUUGAGAAAACGACGUUAGUGCGAGAGGAUUUGGGAGAUAACGAGGCAGCGACGUCGCUGGCCAUCGUCAGCUUUGCCUUCGCCGCCCACCAUCCCGCCACCGAGCCCCUGCUGGUCGUCGGAUCGGCGAAGGACGCGUUCGUCCAGCCUCGGACGUGCAAGAACGGCUUCCUGCGCGUCUAUCGGUUCGUCAAUGAUGGCAAAGUCAUCGAACUCGUCCAUAAGACGGAAGUGGAUGAGAUGCCGAGUGCGUUGGUAGGCUUCCAAGGAAGACUAGCCGCGGGGGUCGGGAAAGCGUUACGGAUCUACGACCUGGGCAAGAAGAAGCUGCUCCGGAAGGUGGAGAACAAGAGCUUCGGGAGCGCGAUCAUCUCGCUUUCGGUCCAAGGCUCGCGGAUCCUGGUCGGCGAUAGCCAGGACUCGGUCUCCUACGCCGUCUACAAGCCCGCGGAGAACAGGCUCAUCGUCUUUGCCGACGACGUCGUGCCCAGAUGGACCACCUGUGCUACCAUGGUCGAUUAUGAUACCGUCGCUGGGGGAGAUCGGUUCGGAAACCUCUGGGUCUCCAGGUUGCCCAAGAACGUCUCGGAUGAAGUCGAUGAAGAUCCUACAGGAGCAGGCAUCAUGCACGAAAAGGGAUACCUGAUGGGCGCGCCCCACAAGCUCAAGAACCUCGUCCAUUUCCAUCUCAACGACAUCCCCACCUCGAUCCAGAAAACCUCGCUGGUCCCCGGCGGCAGAGAGGUGCUGUUGUACACCGGUGUCCAGGGCUCCAUCGGCAUCCUCGUCCCGUUCAUCUCCAAAGAAGACGUCGAUUUCUUUCAGACUUUGGAGAUGCAUAUGCGCAAUGAGAUGCCUAGUUUGGUCGGGCGAGAUCAUCUGGCUUAUCGAGGAUACUACUUUCCGGUCAAGAACUGUGUGGAUGGAGAUCUGUGUGAAUCGUUUGCAUUGCUGCCGAGUGCUAAACAGCUCCAGGUCGCCUCGGAACUGGACCGCAGUGUCUCUGACGUGCUGAAAAAAAUCGAGGCCGUUCGUGUCUCUAGCGGUUAUUAAAACUUACCAAAAGAAAACAAAAAAUGUGAAAUGUAUAAUUAAACCUUCAAUCAAUCACACUCAAAUUGCACUUGCCCUCUCCCUUGUCUUUUCUGUUUCUUGGACGCUAUGGGGAGGUGAGUCUUGCUUCUUUGGGAUGCUUUGGGGGAAAGGGAGGGGGGUGGUUGUG